Messenger RNA from Diatraea saccharalis (sugarcane borer), 1360 nucleotides. Lineage: Eukaryota; Metazoa; Arthropoda; Insecta; Lepidoptera; Crambidae. The record is from the annotation of a GenBank genome assembly.
GAACGAAUUUCUAAUUAAUAUUCGCGCUGUUGUUACGUGUUAACUGUGCUGUGUGGAGAUUUUAUCAACUUUAUAAAGUGCUACAGAUUGAAUUUGGAUAGUGUAUAGUGAUACAAGAGUUAGGUUACUGUGUUGGGUGCUAACGUUUGUGAAGGGUGGCUCCGGCUAAGCCGGAGCGGCUAGAAGCGUGUGGAGCGCAUGCAGAGGGAGCGGUGAGAGCACGCCCGGCUGGGGAGUCGGGGCGGCCGGCGUACAAGGAACGAGAACUACUGCCGACAUGGGGUGCGCCCAGUCGGCGGAAGAACGCGCGGCGGCCGCUCGCAGCCGACAGAUCGAAAGGAACCUGAAAGAAGAUGGGAUUCAGGCUUCUAAAGAUAUCAAAUUAUUACUGCUAGGUGCUGGCGAGUCGGGCAAGAGUACUAUAGUCAAACAAAUGAAAAUUAUUCACGAAAGUGGCUUUACGAAUGAAGACUUCAAACAGUACCGGCCUGUGGUGUACAGCAACACGAUCCAGUCACUCGUCGCCAUCUUGCGCGCCAUGCCCAACCUGGGUAUCACUUAUGGGAAUAAGGACCGUGAGAGCGAUGGAAAGAUGGUGUUCGACGUGAUCCAACGGAUGGAGGACACGGAGCCGUUCAGUGAGGAACUGCUUGCGGCGAUGAAGAGGCUGUGGGCGGACUCUGGUGUGCAAGAGUGUUUCGGCCGCUCUAACGAGUACCAGCUCAACGAUUCCGCCAAAUAUUUCCUGGACGACCUGGAUCGGUUAGGUGCUAGAGAUUACCAGCCCACCGAACAAGAUAUUUUAAGAACUAGAGUCAAAACCACUGGCAUUGUCGAAGUGCACUUCUCCUUCAAAAACCUUAAUUUCAAAUUGUUCGACGUUGGCGGACAGCGGUCUGAGAGAAAGAAAUGGAUCCACUGCUUCGAGGAUGUGACCGCGAUCAUAUUCUGCGUCGCCAUGUCCGAGUACGACCAAGUGUUGCACGAGGAUGAAACAACGAAUCGCAUGCAGGAGAGUCUAAAGCUUUUCGACUCUAUCUGCAACAAUAAGUGGUUUACGGACACCAGUAUCAUUUUGUUCCUCAAUAAGAAGGAUCUUUUUGAGGAGAAGAUACGCAAAUCACCGCUCACCAUCUGCUUUCCUGAAUACACAGGCGCGCAAGAGUACGGCGAGGCGGCCGCUUACAUCCAGGCACAGUUCGAAGCUAAGAACAAGUCUACCACCAAGGAGAUAUACUGCCACAUGACCUGCGCCACCGAUACAAAUAACAUACAGUUCGUGUUCGACGCCGUCACUGACGUCAUCAUCGCCAACAACCUGCGCGGCUGCGGCCUCUACUAGACCAUCCCCACCACACCC